Molecule: messenger RNA, 7101 nt
Organism: Conger conger (European conger)
Lineage: Eukaryota; Metazoa; Chordata; Actinopteri; Anguilliformes; Congridae
Product: adhesion G protein-coupled receptor B1-like
Exons: 32
Coding region: 660-5243 (1527 amino acids)
Biological process (GO): adenylate cyclase-activating G protein-coupled receptor signaling pathway; engulfment of apoptotic cell; cell surface receptor signaling pathway
Cellular component (GO): plasma membrane; dendrite; postsynaptic density
Molecular function (GO): G protein-coupled receptor activity
Source: RefSeq, a predicted model, not a curated record
UCAGAGCAAAGAUCUCAAGACUCCGAAGCCGGGAGUAGAAGUACCAACAAAGCGUUUAGAGGAAGACUGAUUUUUUCGUCUGAUCAUUGGCGUUUCGACAGAAGACGCAUUUUGGUUAUACCAGAAGAAAAUAAUAUAACACGCAACAAGUUGGUACAAAACUCUUUGGAGUUUGGGUCAGAGUCAUUCAUUGGCGAGCAUUUGUGGAUGUUGACGGACUGUUUCAAUUUGGGACUGGUCCGUUUCAACGGUCAUGAACUUACCUGGUUUUAAAUGAUUUUCCUUCUGCACAUUUUAGCUUAAAAAGUUUUCAAAAUAUAUGUUCUCUGCAGGCUACCGACUGCCACCAUUAUUCCUUCAACACUUUCUUCAUGAAAUUAUGAAGAGGGCGAACUUGAAUGGAGUUUGAGGAGUUGCUUCUCUUUCAGCAACACUUGCAGACAGCAUAUAUGGAACUGCAAACCUCUUCAAGAUUCAUCUGAGUUUCGCAGAACUAUCCUUCUAAACAGUGCAGAGAAUAUAUCGUUCCAAUUAAGAAGAGAGAAGAGUUAAAGACAGAGAAGACCAAGAAAAAGACAGAGAGAAGCCAAUCUCAGUGAGGAGUUUGCUCCUUCCAGAAUCUCCAGUCGUCGCUGACCGACACCAGACCGCCUUUCAGAAUGAGUGCGAUUUCUCUCCUCUCCGUGCCCUGGCUGGUCCUGCUCCUGGCGGGCCUGGCCUCCGGCGCCCCCUCCGGGCCAGAGUCCGACACCUGCGUCACCCUGGUCCAGAGCCGCUUCUUCGGCUCCUUCUCCUCCGCGCUGGUCUUCCCCUCCACGCCCUGCUCCUGGACCCUGCAGAACCCGGACCCGCGCCGCUACACCGUCUUCAUCAAGAUCACCAAGCCCACCGAGGCCUGCGUGCCCCGGCAGCUCAAGACCUUCCAGUUCGACUCCUUCCUGGACACGUCCCGCACCUACCUGGGCAUGGAGAGCUUCGACGAGGUGGUGAAGCUGUGCGACGCCUCCACGCAGGUCUCCUUCCUGCAGUCCAACAAGCAGUUCCUCCAGAUGCGCAAGGUGGCCCCCCAGCAGAGCCUGGAGGCCGGGGACGGAGACGGAGAGUUCAACACCGAGUACCUGGUGGUGGGAAACCGUAACCCCAGCAUGCCCGCCUGCCAGAUGCUGUGCCAGUGGCUUGAGACCUGCCUGUCCUCCAGCACCCACGGACACCCCUGCGGCAUCAUGCAGACCCCCUGCCAGUGCUGGGAGAUCCCCCAGCGCAAGCCCGGCGGCUGCUACAGAGCGGGGGUCUACCUGGAGAGGUGCAUUCCCACCAUCCCCCGUGACGCCGGCCGUGACGCUGAGAUCUUAGGGGGCUGGAGCGGGUGGGGCCGCUGGACAGAGUGCAGCAGCGACUGUGGUGGUGGAGUCCAGACGCGCAGCCGAACCUGCCUGCCCGACGAGAACUUCCUGUGCGAGGGCGUGGUGGAGGAGGGCCGGCCCUGCAACCCCCAGCCGUGCAUCGGCAAAUUGCGCUCCCGAAGCCAGUCUCUGCGAUCAAUCAAGAAGGACGGUGACGAGCCUCGCUAUGGAAACCUCGCUCCCCAAACAGUGGACGCUGAGUCUGACGACUGGUCCCCCUGGAGCGUGUGCUCGGCCACCUGCGGAGAAGGCUGGCAGGGCCGCACCCGCUUCUGCGUCACGUCCUCCCACAGCACCCAGUGCACCGGGCCCCUGCGGGAACACCGGCCCUGCAACAACACGGCCGUCUGUCCCGCCUCUCUGAUUGCAGUGCAUGGAGCCUGGGACGAGUGGUCGCCAUGGAGCCUCUGCUCGUCCACCUGCGGUCGUGGUUACCGGGACCGCUCCCGCACCUGCAAGCAGCCCCAGUUUGGGGGAGACCCGUGUGUCGGACCAACAAAGCAAACCAAGUUCUGCAACAUCGCUGUAUGCCCAGUGGACGGUGCAUGGAAUGAGUGGUCCGGCUGGAGCGCCUGCUCUGCCUCCUGCUCCAAUGGAACGAUGCAGCGCACCCGCGAGUGCAACGGCCCUUCCUAUGGAGGCUCAGAGUGCCGCGGGGAGUUUCUGGAGUCCAAAAACUGCUUUCUGAAGGAAUGCCCAGUCGACGGCCGCUGGCAUGCUUGGAGCACGUGGGGAAGCUGUUCUCGAACCUGCAGCGGAGGCAGCCAGCAGAGGCAGAGGAUAUGCGAGGGGCCGUUUUUCGGGGGAGAGCCUUGCCCUGGGAAAGGGCAGGAGAUGCAGCGUUGCAGUGAGAGGAGGUGCCCAGAACCCCACGAGAUCUGCGGGGAGGACAACUUUGCCGACUUUGUGUGGAAGAAGACGCAGGCGGGAGACGUUGCGGCGGUGCACUGCCCCCCUGCAGCCACAGGGCUGAUCCUCCGACGAUGCACCCUCAAUGAAGCAGGCAUUGCUUACUGGGAGAAGCCAACCUACACCAAGUGCAUUUCUAAUGAGUACAGAGACAUUGAGAUUAUGACACGCGAUCACCUGUCAAAGGCGCAGCAGGGGCUCAUGGGAGAUGGAGUUUCUGAGGUCAUCACCAAACUGAGGGCCACUUCUGAUCAAGGGACAAACUACAGCGGAGACCUGUUGGCUGUCAUGGACAUCCUGAGGAAUAUGACUGAGCUCUUCAGGGGCUCUUACUACAACCCCAGCAAUACAGACGUGCAGAACUUUGCUCACUCAGUCAGCAACUUGUUGCGGGAGGAAAACCAGGAGAAGUGGGAGGAGGCUCAGCUGAUGGGUCCCAACAUCAAAGAGCUCUUCCGGCUGAUUGAGGACUUUGUUGAAGUGAUUGGUUUACAAAUGAAAGACUUUCUGGACAUUUACGAGGUCACAGAAAAUUUUGUGCUCAACAUCCACAAGCGUCCAGCUGCUGCAACAUUCGACAUCAGCUUCCCCAUGAGAGGCUGGAGGGGGAUGGCUGACUGGGUCAGGAGCUCUGAGGACAGGGUGAUGGUUCCUAGAGAAGCCUUGUCACAUGACGAGCCAGAUGUGGAUGAUGACUCUGCCAUUGUGACUGGGAUUGUACUCUACAGAAACUUGGGCAGCAUCCUGUCCCUUCAGAAAAACAACACUCUAUUGGAUUCCAAGGUGAUCUCAGUUAUAGUCAAACCCACUCCAAGAUUCCUCUCAACUACCAUGGAGAUUGAGUUUUCCCACCUCCAUAACGACACCAUCAACCAAACCUGCAUUUCCUGGGAUGAGAGUGAGAUUUCUUCGCUGCUUGGAUCCUGGUCUGCGCGAGGCUGCAGAGCGGUGCCAGUCGAUUCAUUCAGAACCAAAUGUGUGUGUGACAGACUCUCGUCCUUCGCCAUUUUAGCGCGGCAAAAUCCCGACAUGAACAUGGACAAAAGUCUUCUCCCGUCGGUAACGCUGAUCGUGGGCUGUGGGGUCUCCUCCCUCACAUUGCUCCUGCUGAUCAUCAUCUACGUGUCUGUCUGGAAGUACAUCCGCUCCGAGCGCUCCGUCAUCCUGAUCAACUUCUGCCUGUCCAUCAUCUGCUCCAAUGCUCUCAUCUUGGUCGGCCAGACUCAAGCUCGCAACAAGGUGGUGUGCAUGCUGGUGGCCGCCUUCCUUCAUUUCUUCUUCCUCUCCUCGUUCUGCUGGGUGCUGACGGAGGCGUGGCAGUCCUACAUGGCGGUCACUGGCCGCCUGAGGAACCGCAUCAUCCGCAAGCGCUUCCUGUGUCUGGGCUGGGGGCUCCCUGCACUGGUGGUAGCUGUGUCUGUGGGCUUCACCAAGACCAAGGGAUACGGUACUGUCAACUACUGUUGGCUGUCUCUGGAAGGUGGCCUCCUCUACUCAUUUGUGGGACCAGCAGCAGCAGUUGUUCUGGUCAACAUGGUUAUUGGGAUUCUGGUCUUUAAUAAACUUGUGUCCAAGGAUGGCAUCACUGACGUGAAGCUGAAGGAGCGUGCUGGGGCAUCGCUGUGGAGCUCCUGUGUGGUGCUGCCUCUGCUCGCUCUCACCUGGAUGUCUGCCGUUCUGGCUAUCACUGACCGCCGCUCAGCCCUCUUCCAGAUCCUCUUCGCCGUCUUCGACUCGCUGGAGGGCUUCGUCAUUGUCAUGGUCCACUGCAUUCUGCGCAGAGAGGUUCAGGAAGCGGUCAAGUGCCGCGUGGUCGACCACAAGGAUGAUGGGAACGGUGAUUCCAGCAGCUCUUUCCACAACGGUCACACACAGCUGAUGUCUAACUUUGAGAAAGACGUCGAUUCCUCCUGCAGACCAGGCACCCAGAAGCGCCCCUCCCUCACUCAGGGAGACGAGAAGGCACCCCCUCCGCCACUGACCAUGCAGAAGGGCUCCAACUUCCACACCCUGCCCGCCAACCCCAACAAGAUGCACCUGCAGAGCAUGGCGGACUACGGCAGCCACACUCUCACCCUGAAGAGGGACAAGAGCCGCACGGGUGGAGAGCUGCCGGGCAGCAAGUCCAUCUACAUCUGCGAGGGCGAGCUCUUCAAGCAGCUGGACGCCGAGCUGAGCCGGGGCCCGUCCGAGGCUGGCGACGGCAGCAGCUACGUGCUCCUGCCCAACAACACCUCCACGCUGAAGCCCCGGCCCAAGGAGGAGCAGCCCCAGUACAACAUCAGCAUCGAGCAGCUGCCGCAGACCCGGCUGGUGCACCUGAGCAGCCCCGCCCCCGAGUCCGGCCACGGCUUCGGCCUGAAGAGCCUGCCCUCCGACCGGGUCAGCGUGUCCUGCUCCGAGAGGGACUCGCCCAUCCAGAACCUGCACAACAUCUCCAGCGAGUCGCACGUCACCAGCAGCAUGUGCGACGCCGGGGAGUCGUGGAACUCCAUGUCCAAGAGCGAGACCGUGUCCACGCUGUCCAUGAGCUCCUUAGAGAGGCGAAAAUCCCGCUAUGCUGAACUGGACUUUGAGAAAGUGAUGCACACACGGAAACGUCACCAGGACAUGUUCCAAGAUCUGAACAGGAAACUGCAGCACUCCGAAAAGGACAGAGAUUCCCCUCCCUCCGACUGUAAGCCGGUGCAGAGAUGGAGUGUCUCUUCUGGAGGCAGUGACAAAACCAGCCUGAGCGACAAACCUCAGACACCCAGUGAACGGGCUUGGGAGGGGGUCCAGAAGACCCACUCGCCCCCGUCGUGGGUGCGCAAGGACCUGGAGCCUCUCCCGGCCUCCCCCCUGCACCUACAGGCAGUGGAAUGGGAGAAGUCCAGUGCCACCAUCCCACUGGUGGGGCAGGAAAUCAUCGACCUGCAGACCGAGGUGUGAGGAGAACACCGCAUUUCCCCAACAAGUCUUCUCGUCAUUUCACAAUCGCAGGGAAAGAAAGGAGCGGAAACAGAGAAGGAGAGAGUGAAAGGGCAGAGAGCAGAACGGAACGGGCUCACACCACAUCCUGCGGUGCGAGUCCGUCACAACAUAUUGCGUUUGCUUCCUUUUCAUAACACAGACAAAAAACUGGAACAGUGAAACCCCUUUGGUGGAGAGGGGAGAGGAGUCCAGUUGUGUUCUGAUUUUAGCUGCUAGGACUCUCCUGCUCUCUUUUAUCAGGGUUUGAGAAUGGUGAUAUUAACAGGCUUGAAGUUGUGUCGCUCCUUUGACUGACGUGGAGCCCCUUCCGUGGGGAAGACUUGUCAAAGGAUGGGCGCUAGAGCUUGCUGAUGUGGCGUCUUCCAGCCAUAGUAAAGCACUGCGGGAGAAGGACAAACAUCGUCCACCCCCCCACUGGGAUGGGCACGGUGGAGCUGCGAUGACUCUCCUUCUUUUAGGCUUUUUUAAAAGUGGUGGUAGAUGGACACCUUCCGUGUUUUGUGCUGUGUUCCUUUCAUACUUUGAGCAGAACUGUUAAUAAGAACGCACAAGAUCUCGCUCAAAUCGACCAUGCCUUUAAACUCUACAGUGAAGACAGUGGAACUCUGCCUGCAGAGCUGAACAUAAUAUUAUGACGAUGGACAUUAUUGUUAUUAUUAGUAUUAUUACUAUUAUUAUUACUGUCUUUUAUUAUUGUUAUUAUUUUAGAACAAUUCACAUAAUAACUACUUGUCCAUAUCAUGCUGUUGCCAUCUGUUUGUUUUCCAGAUGUAUCAAUUACAUUUAGAAAAAGAUAUACUUCAUAGGAAACCCAAGAGAUCACAAAUCAAGAAUCUCAAAUCCAGAAUCGCAGAUAAAAGACAGGGGACCAGGGUCAGAAAGUUUGUUGGAGAGGGUGAUAUUACAAUCUGUACAUCAGAAAAGGAAAACAGUUGAUCAUUCUGUAUCUUACUGGCAGGUAUCAGUUUGGUCUCAUUAAGGGUAGGGUAAACCCUUUGGAAAGCAGACCAUAGGAUAAAGCUCUGCAUCGUAGUGCUCCAGAAUCUGCUGUGGUCCAAUGGCAUUCCAUUCUGGGCCUCCCUAUGGCAAUAUGUCGAGCCAGGGUGCCUGACAGGGUUUCCUACAGUGAGUCCUCUAGGAGGUAAACCCUUUGUGUUUUAAUAUAAGUGUUUAGAAAACGUGUGAAAUCUGAUGGUGAUGUACACACAGAAUAGAUAUAUCAGUUUUAGGACAAGCAGUGGUCAUAUCAUAGCAUAUAUCAUAUCAUAUCCUUGAAAAAGUGUACUUCAGAGUAUAUAAAUGCUUCUACGAAAACAAAAGAUCUAUUUAUAUAAGAGUAUAUGAGUAUAAAAACUGUGAUUCAGAAGAGACUUUGUACAUUUCUAGAAAGCACAAGGCUCCUGAGAGUCCUGUGAUACAGUAUUGUAAUUCUGUGAACAUACAUGUACAUGGGAUGAAUUUCAGCCAAUGUCUUCUGUGUUUCAGGAUAUAUAUUUUUUCUAAAUUCUUCACACUGUUGAAUCACUCAACUUUCAGUGUUCUGUAAUAAUGUAAUGGUGUGUGUAAUAAUAUCACUGCCAAUACCACACCAUCCCCACCCCUGCCCCAAAUCCCUGAUCUCGUCUACCUUCCUGCAACAUCCUUUCCCCAGCCCUGAACUACCUCCACUUCCCUCCUUCUGAAUCAGAGUUCUGUUUGUCUGAAUCUCUUCACCUUUUUUCUAAUCUGUUGCAUUUUUCAUUGUUAAUGUACAGUUUUCAGAGCACAAGUUGAAUAUGUAAUUUGUAAUAAUAAAAUAUACCUAGGUUAUAAACAA